AUGGAUCGAGAUCCCAUGACACUAAAUGUAUUGGCGGUGCUAUGCGACGCCCAGGCGCCCGUCGAAAUAUACCCACAAAAUCCAGUGGUCCUGGAGGGUCAAAAUCUCACCAUGCUCUGCCGUGUGGGGGUGGAUGUACACUACUGCAGAAUUACAAUACCCGGUCUGAAGAAUUCGCUGAAUUUGAAGUCCGGACAGCGUGUGGGAGGAUAUGAGUAUUAUGGCGCAGGCUUGGAGCAAGGACAGUGCGGCGUCCAUAUCGGAUCGGUGACCGCCAAGGAAGCAGGAGAAUUCAAAUGUUCGAUGGGAACAUCGCCCAUUGAAAGUGAUGCCAGCACGACAAUCAUCGUAGCACGUGAACCAUCCCCACCUGAAAUGGAAACAAGCCCGGGAACACAGGCUCGCGAUACCUUCCGAGCAAACGAUAUUUUGACAGCCAGGUGCGUUGUCAGAGACGGCAGGCCACCUGCAAACAUCUCUUGGUAUCUGGAUGAUGAACCAAUCUACGAUGGUCUGUCCGAACCUCAAGUGAUCGAUACCCCUGAUGGCUUGGCUACCAGUGUCCAAAACAUCACAAGGCGUUUGCAACCCAAUGAUGAUGGCAGAAGGUUGACUUGUGUUGCCAGGCAUUUGGCUUAUAGAAAACCAAACCAAGCAUCAGUAAUUCACCAUAUCAUCAAAGUUCAAUAUGAACCUCUGCCCAGGGAACGUCCAAUUGGCAUUUUCGGAGUGACACUCGGCGAGUUAGCAUAUAUCAAUGUCACAAUUGAAGCAAAUCCACGACCAGUAUUGGAAUGGACCGUCAACGGUGAGAGCAUCCCAGAAGGAUCAAUUGACAGCACACAAAGAUUUGAAGUCACAUCAGCUCAACCUUUGGGACAAAAUCGUUAUAAUGCCACAUUACGUAUUUCUGAUCUGACUUUGGAAGAUACAACGAAGGAAUACCGACUUCGUGCAAGAAAUGAAAUUGGCAUGACUGAAUAUGAAAUCAGAAUUAGCUCCAGUGAACCACCAAUGGGCGGAGUUUUGGACCUUGGAUCCAUAGUUGGCAUUGUCGUUGCCUUAGCAAUUGUACUAAUUGUGGUUAUUUUGAUCAUUUUCGCAAGAGCAACUGGACGCUGGUGUUUCCACGGUGGUUCGUUGAAUACUGAUUUGAGCAAAAACGUCGUCGAUGGGAUGGACUCGGAGGCCCAAAUUAAUGUCAACGAUAAUAGUAACGAGACCGACGAAUACACGAAGCAACAGGUUGAAGACUAUCGCGACCACCACAAGAUCUCCAAUGGAAAAGAUAAAGAUGGCAAGAAAACAAAUACACCAGUUUAA
Ctenocephalides felis (cat flea) is the source of this 1323-nucleotide messenger RNA. Its product is annotated as fasciclin-3-like. The transcript has 9 exons. Lineage: Eukaryota; Metazoa; Arthropoda; Insecta; Siphonaptera; Pulicidae. Gene Ontology annotation, biological process: heterophilic cell-cell adhesion; homophilic cell-cell adhesion. Bases 1 to 1323 code for a protein of 440 amino acids. Gene Ontology annotation, cellular component: adherens junction. The record is from RefSeq and is a predicted model, not a curated record.